Molecule: messenger RNA, 1414 nt
Organism: Sturnus vulgaris (Common starling)
Lineage: Eukaryota; Metazoa; Chordata; Aves; Passeriformes; Sturnidae
Gene: MRPS25
Product: mitochondrial ribosomal protein S25
Cellular component (GO): mitochondrion
Molecular function (GO): structural constituent of ribosome
Source: RefSeq, a predicted model, not a curated record
CGCCGCCGCCAUGCCGAUGAAGGGGCGCUUCCCGGUGCGCCGGACCCUGCAGUACCUCAGCCAGGGCGACAUCGUGUUCAAGAGCUCGGUGAAGGUGAUGACCGUGAACUACAACACGGCAGGAGAGCUGAGCGAAGGCGCGAGAAAGUUCGUGUUUUUCAACAUCCCCCGGAUCCAGUACAAGAACCCGUGGGUGCAGAUCAUGCUGUUCAGGAACAUGACGCCCUCGCCCUUCCUCCGGUUCUACCUGGACAAUGGAGAACAAGUUUUGGUUGACGUGGAAGAUAAAACCAACAAAGAGAUAACAGAGCACGUUAAAAAAAUCCUGGGGAAAAGCAAAGAAAUGCUUGAAAAAGAAGAAAGAGAAAGGAAAAAACUAUCACAUCCAGCAAACUUCGGGCCCAAGAACUAUCAUCUGCGAGAAUGUAUGUGUGAGAUUGAAGGCCAAGUUUCCUGCCCUGCUUCUGUACCAUUGCCCAAAGAGAUGAGGGGAAAACACAAAGCUGCUAUGAAAAAUGAGGCAUGAGCCUGACAUUUCAAGACUUCGGGUCAUGCAGCUGUUUUUCCUCAGGACUGGACAAUAAAGGUGCUUCAGUGAGAUACAAGAGCCAGCAGUUCCUGAGAACAGGAACAAGCAAGUUCAUUCAAUACAGACAAUUCUGCCUUAUGAGCCUUCUUACAGUUCCAACUAGAAUAAUUAAGUGAAAAAUAAAUAAAAGUUAAAACUGCCACAAAAAAAGUAAAAAAAAAAAGCUGUGGUUCUAUGAAGUAUUGCAAAUCAGCACUGGAAAACAAAAUUACUGGUCUUCUUAUUCAUGCCUGCAGGUAACCAAUUAUGGCAAAAACAAGAUUGUGUUUUCUUUGGGAUAGAGAGGCUGGACUAAAACGUCAAAUCUUAGAAGCAGUGCAGAAUUCCAUAAUUUGUAGAAAGUGAUGCAAGAGUCCAUAUUGUACUAGCCAAAGACAGCCAAAUAAUAAUAAUUCCAGUCUCAAUUGAAUUUUCCCAAUUUAUAUCGUUAAAAAUCAGAAACAGUUCAGAGUCUCAUUUCUCUCAAGAUACUUUUGCAGUCGAUACUGCAGCUCUGAGAAGCACUGGUCAAGUCAGGAAUAUCAGCAGGAAAGGAGAAUGGGCAAAUUGGUAUAUGAAAGGUAAGUUUUACAUUAAAAAAAACCCUUCUAAAUUAUCACAGCUUCUGCCUCACCAAACAAUUAUACCAUACCUGUAAUAUGUAUAAACUGGGUAGAUUUUGCUCUGCUGUACAGACUUUUACAUCGGGCUUACAUGCACAAGUCACUGGAACUGUAUUGCAGCAUUUCUGAACUCACAGUUGAAUACAAAAUUUCACACUGAUUCAAGCAUUCUAUACAAAUUGUCAAGGACAAACACAACAGAAAAUAAACAUGUUUUAUUUCA